ACUUAUGGCACGCGGGUUGCCUAUCAAUUCUAUCACGGCAUCACUUGUACCAAAUGAAAAAAGUUGAAAGAGAAAAUCAUUUCUAGUUCUACACAACCAUAAUGUCAUUUACAUUAAUCUGAUUAUAUCUUCGUAUAGCGGUUUAAGCAUGAUAUUCAUUUAAAUACAAAUUUGAUCGCGUGAGAAAUCGAACUCGAGACGUAAGUUUGAAUUGACUGCUGGCACUUACAGCUAGCCAAAGGGGGAUGACUUACUGCACAUUAUCCAGUCUCUAUCUGCAUAAAAACCCCAACUGCAUUCUGUCAACAGCACAGAUGAGUGAUUCUUCUUAACCCACACUAUCAGCUUUUAUCUUGUUCUACUUGACUACUCCAAUUUAAUUGGGUUUUUAAUGGAAUCCUUGUCAGAGAAUGAAUGGCUGGAAUGCACAAGCCAGUCUCCUCCAUCUCCACUCAUUUGUAUGUACUCCCAACCCCUUUCUAUACUAUAUAUUUACUCCCCCUUCUCAGUGAUGAUCUCAGUUCUGAGUUCUCCCUGCAGCUUCAGAUUUUUCUUGGAGUCAUCUCUGCAACUUUGCUUGUUAAUUAUUAUGGUUUUGAGAGAAUCAUACAUUUUCUGAUCUGGGUUUCCUGCAUUUUUUUUUCUUGUUGAAUAAAAAAAAGGCACUGAAUUCUUAAAACCCCAGCUGCAGCCCAUCCAUAGCUUAUUGCUGCUUUGUUUACAUUGAAACAAAUAAUACAUUGUUAUUGCUUUCAUUGUUCAUCGAGUCUGAUAUUUGAUUCCUAUCGCACUAGUCCAUUUUUCUGGAUUCUGCUGUUCUUGGCUGGUUAGCUUGUUUGUCUGGAGGCAAUUCUGAUGUUUCUUUUUUCUAGUGGAAGUUGAGACACAGAGUGUAGGCUGGGAGUGAUUGGGGAGAGGGAAAGAAAGAAAGAAACACUGUAGUGAUUAUAGAGCGGUGCUUCAUGGACUGGAAAUUGAGAACACCUUCUUGGGAUUUCACAGAGUUCCAGCAAGAAGCAAUUCCCAACAUGGAAGCAGUUAAUGGGUUGAGUGGCUUCGCCAGUCAGAGGACUAAAGGAGAGUUCUUGGUUGAUUUGAAGCUUGGCCAGAUUGGGAAUUCUCGUGAAGAGCCACCAGAUAAGUGGAGAGAAUUCACAGUUCCUAAAUCAGUCACUCCCUCAUCGCCAUCGACGCCAUCCAAAAGGUCCCGUGGGGCUAACAAUGGAGCUCUCUCGGCGAUAUGCCUCGUGGACGGGUGCAACUCGGACCUCAGUAACUGCCGGGAGUACCACCGGCGGCAUAAGGUCUGCGAGCUCCACUCUAAGACCCCCGAGGUCACAAUCGGUGGCAACAAGCGGCGGUUUUGCCAGCAGUGCAGCAGGUUUCAUUCACUUGAGGAGUUUGAUGAUGAAAAGAGGAGCUGCAGGAAACGACUUGAUGGGCACAAUAGACGGCGAAGGAAGCCUCAGCCGGAAGCCCCAUCGCACUCCAGAAGCCCUUUUUCCAAUUACAAAGGUACUCAAUUUUCCCCUUUCUCUAGUCCACCAAUGUAUCCCACCAAUGCUGUGGUAAGCUCCACUUGGCCUGGACUUGUCAAGGCCAAGGAAGAAGCUAAGAGUACUUAUGAAGAGCAUCAACAGCUAAAAUUUCUUGACAAACAAAACCCAUUUCUUGGAUCCUCCUCUAGCAGCUACAGAGAAAGGAAACAACUCGCUUUUCCGCAAGACGACGAUCCCUUUCUUGGCAACCAAACACCUUCUGCAGCUCCUGUCCACGCAAACCAUUUCAAGACCGAAAGCGGUGUGCAUGGCCUACUGAAUCAAGUUUCUGAUUCACGGUGUGCUCUCUCUCUUCUGUCAUCGCCACAAACACACACGCUGGGGAUCAGCUUGAGCCACAUUGUGCCCCCUCACUCAAUUCCUCUAGCACAGCCUUCAUUCACAAGCUUACAAUACAAUAGUAGUCUAGAGCCUUUGGAUUCAGUUCUUGUGUCCAAUGCCGACGGCAAUUGCCAGGGAAUAUUUCAUAUCGAACCCAAUGAGUCCUCCGAUCACAAGGCCUUACAGACACUUCCUUUCUACUGGGAGUAGCGGUUCCAAAUUCUCUCUCUGCUGCAAAGUGAGUUUGAAUUUUCUUUAAAAUAUCUUGAUAGAAUUUUCUUUGCAGAAUUCUUGUUUUCUUGGAGUUCUUUCACAUGUGCUUACGAAAGUGACACUUUAAUCUUCUUAAUCAUGGUGUUGUACUGUUCUCUAGGAAUAAAAACUAAGUCAAGUUAAUUUCCUUGUAGCAUUCUCAAGGAAACAUCAAA
Malania oleifera is the source of this 2308-nucleotide messenger RNA. Its product is annotated as squamosa promoter-binding-like protein 13A. The transcript is spliced from 3 exons. Bases 963 to 2090 code for a protein of 375 amino acids. The record is from RefSeq and is a predicted model, not a curated record. Gene Ontology annotation, cellular component: nucleus. Lineage: Eukaryota; Viridiplantae; Streptophyta; Magnoliopsida; Santalales; Ximeniaceae. Gene Ontology annotation, molecular function: DNA binding.